AUAAUUAUUUAUAUUUUUGAAAAAAUGAUAAAAAAUCUCUACAUUCACGUGUAUAACUCUAGAGGGUGCUGGGUGUAAGUAAGAGCUCAGCAUAUAAACGCCACGUACAUGCAGUACCUGCCAUCGACCUGCCGCCACCUGCCGCCACCUCCUCUUCAUGCAGUUUCUACUAUGAAUCUCUGUCAAGCAGCCAUCUUUUCAUUUCAACUUGAACUUGCAGUCUUCAAUGGACAAGAAGAAGCUGGUGGUGCGAGGGGCUACGGCGGUGGCUGUAGCUUUUCUUGCAAUCUUCUUAGCUCCUUUCUUUUAUCCAGUGCCCAAAAUAAAAGGUUCUCGCGACGUGCUACAUGCAUCUCGAGUUCUUGAUCUCUCGACGGCCGGGGCUGUCGCCGGAGAGAGUCUGGAUUUUGAUCCAAAAGGAGAAGGACCUUACACAGGCGUUGCUGAUGGUCGAAUUCUUAAGUGGGAAGGCGAAUCGGUUGGCUGGAGAGAAUUUGCAAUUGACUCUCCUCAUAGGCAGAGUUGCACUCAACCAUCUUUUCCACAAUUGGAGCAUAUAUGUGGGAGGCCAUUAGGUGUAAUGUUUGAAAAGAAGAGUGGAGAUUUGUAUAUUGAUGAUUGUUAUCUCGGCCUGAUGGUAGUUGGCCCUGAAGGCGGCCUGGCCAAACAACUAGCAAUAGAAGCUGAAGGCCUCCGUUUCGAUUUUACCAACCAUAUGGACAUCGAUGAGCUUGAUGAUGUUAUUUACUUCACCGAUAGUAGCAAAGUUUACAACAUUAGGACAUACAUGAAUUUGAUCAUGAGUGGAGACCGAACAGGGAGAUUGAUUAAGUACGAAAAGAAAAACAGAAAAACGACAGUGUUGUUAAAAGGGCUUGGAUUUCCAAAUGGUGUGGCAUUAAGCAAAGACCGAUCCUUUGUUCUAGUUGCUGAAUCCACUCGGUUUAGGGUUCUCAGGUUUUGGCUUCGUGGUCCUAAUGCCGGCAAGCAUGACGUUUUUGCUGAUCUUCCCGGUGCCCCAGACAAUAUAAGGAGAAACGAAAAGGGUGAGUUCUGGGUAGCUAUGUACACCAAGAAAACACUUUUUGCAUACAUGGGUUUUACUAAUCCAUGGUUCGGAAAUAUCCUGCUUAAGUUAUUGAACUUCAGUCAAUUAAACUCACUGCUAAUUGGAGGGACACCCCAUGCACUUGCUGCAAAACUGAGUGAGACCGGAGAGAUUAUUGAGGUGCUGGAAGAUUCGAAAGGGAAGACACUGGCAUUUAUCAGCGAAGUGCUGGAGAGAGAUGGGAAGCUCUGGAUUGGGUCUAUAACCACGCCAUAUAUAGGCAUUUAUGAUUACGAUCGCUUGUGGAAUGCUGAAUCUUGAAGAUAUUUCCUGCUCGAUGAGGAAAUGGAGUUGCCAUCUCCGAAAUCUUACUCAUUUCCCCCCAUAAGGGUUCCAUACCAUUCCCAACUCAUCAAAUUCUAUUAUCAACUUAAAGAUUAACGCGAUUCCUGUUUUCGGGAUCGGUUGUUGAACAUAAUCUGAUGAUCGUUUCAGAAAGUACAACGAU
This is a messenger RNA of Carica papaya (papaya), 1556 nucleotides long. The record is from RefSeq and is a predicted model, not a curated record. NCBI's taxonomy places the organism in Eukaryota, Viridiplantae, Streptophyta, Magnoliopsida, Brassicales, Caricaceae.